This is a messenger RNA of Aspergillus glaucus CBS 516.65, 1584 nucleotides long. RefSeq lists its product as uncharacterized. The transcript is spliced from 4 exons. The record is from RefSeq and is a predicted model, not a curated record. NCBI's taxonomy places the organism in Eukaryota, Fungi, Ascomycota, Eurotiomycetes, Eurotiales, Aspergillaceae. Bases 124 to 1272 code for a protein of 382 amino acids.
AAAGCAAUAGGAAGAAGAGUAUCAAUAAUAAACAACCACCCCCGGUAAUCAACGACGACAACCUACCUGUCUCUGAACCUAUACCUGCAGAGCCCGCCUCCGACGAGAAGGCAGUUGCGGAAGAUGGGGUCCUCGGUCCAGUAUGCACAACUUCCCAAGUUUGAAUAUCAAAAAGUCGCGAGUCAUUAUCAAACCUUCGAUCGUCGUACUUUAAAAUCCGCAUUAUAUCCUGUCAAUUCUACCGUUUCUCGUACGACUCGUCUGACUCCAAACAAGGACCAGGGCGAUGGCGAUGAACCUAAUGAGGCGGAAAGUGCCCCGGCAGGAGAUGACGCUGCCGCGCCGGAUGCUGAAGCAGCCGAAGAUGCGGCGCCACCUGAGGAAUCAGCAGAACCAGCCGACGAAGAGGUAAAGUCCGAGGAAGAAGCUACACCCGAGGAAGAGGCGAAACCCGAAGGCGAAAACGAAGCCCAACCUGAUGAAGCAGCACCCGAGGCAGAAGAAGCAACUGCGGUUGAUGGUGACGACGCACCAGCUUCAGAGGAAGGUGUCCCCGAAGAGAACCAAGAGGAACAACCUGCAGAAGAAGCUCCUGAAGAAGCGGAACCGACACCAGAAGAGCCUGGUGAGGAUGCACCACCAGCGGCAGAUGAAGCUCCCGCAGAAGAAAAUCAAGGAAAAGAUGAUGGGGAAGGCGACGCCGCAGAAGCUGAACCCGAAGCAACCGAAGAGGCUAGCGCAGAAGAACCCGCUGCUGAACCUGCGGAUCCUCCUGCUGAAGACGAGCCAGCCGUCGACGAAACCGCCCCUGCAGAUGACGAUGCCGCUGCACCUGAAGAACCCGCCGCUGAAGAGCCUGUAGCCGAAGCUGAGGCUGAGGUUGAAAGCCCACUGGAAGGCGAAAACGAGGAGGCACCAGCAGACAACGAAAGGCCUGAAGAAACACCAGCUGAGCAAUCAGAAGGCGAUCAAGAAGGCACAAAAGAACAGGAACCAGCACCAGAAGAACCCGCCGAAGCAGAAGACGCUCCACCAGAGGAGCCCGCUGCUGAUCCGGAACCUGCUGGCGACGAAGCUGAAGCUGCUGCGGACGAAAGUACAGUCGAGGAGGCGCCUGAAGAGCCCCCAGCUGAAGAGCCACUGGUAGAAGAACCAGCUGCCGAAGAAAGCCCCGAAGAGCCUCCAGCUGAAGAAGCCCCAGCACCAGCAGAGGAAGCGGAACCAGCGGCAGACGAAACAGCUGAAGAGGAGACCCGCCGAGGAAAACGCUGAAGAAACACCCGCCGAACCAUCGCCUCCCGAAGAAGAAUCAGCUGCAACUGAGGAACCUGCUGAGGAACAACCUGCUGAGGAGAAAGAGGCCCCAGCUGAAGAGGCUCCUGAGGAAGAACCUGUCGAAGAAGCUGCAGCUGUCGAUGAACCUCCCACUGAGGAACCUGCUGAAGAAGAAUCCGCUGAAGGGUCCGCUGCUGAGGACCCAUCCGCCGAAGAACCUGCUCCCACUGAUGAACCUUCUGCUGAAGAGGAGGCUUCAAAAGAAGUUCCAGCCGAGGAGGCUCCAGCCGAAGAACCCGCCUUUGAAGA